AUGUUCAGCAAAAUCGCAGCUUUCGGUACCAUGUUGGCCGCAGCUAACGCUGGUGUUUUGGCCGGACACGGCGGCGCUGUCUCUUCCCAAAGUAUUAUCCGCCACGAUGCUGUUCAUCACGCUGCUCCCGCUGUUGCAUACGCUGCAUAUGCUCCCGUAGCAUAUGGACAUUAUGCUGCCCCAUCAGCCCACUACGACGGUCAUGAUGAAUAUAUCGCAGCUUUCGGUGCCAUGUUGGCCGCAGCAAACGCCGGUGUUCUCCCUGGACACGGAAGCGCUGUUUCUUCCCAAAGCAUUGUCCACCAUGAUGCUGUUCAUCACGCUGCUCCGGCUAUUGCAUACGCUGCUCCCGCUGUUGCAUACGCUGCAUAUGCUCCCGUAGCGUAUGGACAUUAUGCUGCCCCAUCAGCCCACUACGACGGUCAUGAUGAAUAUGCCCACCCCAAAUACGACUUCGCUUACUCAGUAGCAGACCCUCACACCGGUGACCACAAGUCACAGCAUGAGAGUCGCGACGGUGAUGCCGUCCAUGGAUACUACUCCCUGGUACAGCCUGAUGGCUCCGUACGUAAAGUGGAAUACUCUGCUGAUGAUCACAAUGGUUUCAAUGCCGUUGUUCACAACUCAGCUCCAUCAGUCCAUCCUCAACACGCCUACAGCCACUACUAUUGA
Molecule: messenger RNA, 672 nt
Organism: Danaus chrysippus (African queen)
Lineage: Eukaryota; Metazoa; Arthropoda; Insecta; Lepidoptera; Nymphalidae
Source: the annotation of a GenBank genome assembly